Messenger RNA from Thalassophryne amazonica, 605 nucleotides. It is a transcript of the gene rbp7b, whose product is annotated as retinol binding protein 7b, cellular. Gene Ontology annotation, molecular function: fatty acid binding. The record is from RefSeq and is a predicted model, not a curated record. Gene Ontology annotation, cellular component: cytosol; nucleus. Gene Ontology annotation, biological process: fatty acid transport. The coding region runs from base 126 to 575 and encodes 149 amino acids. The transcript has 5 exons. Lineage: Eukaryota; Metazoa; Chordata; Actinopteri; Batrachoidiformes; Batrachoididae.
CAGGAUGUGUCUUGGAUGGGACACUGAAUCGUUCACACCACCGCCAUCAAUGUGGAGGAUGACAACUUACCCCUGCCCCAUAUUUACAAAGAAUGGACAAUGAAAUUAACUCAUUUUAACUCCUGAUGUUCAAGUUGCCUGAGUCCAGAGAGGCACACGCGUCCAGCAUGUCUCUGACCUACAACGGGACGUGGGACAUUGUCAGCAAUGACAACUUUGAGGGAUACAUGGUUGCUCUUGGCGUUGAUUUUGCAACACGCAAGAUUGCAAGCAUGCUGAAGCCUCAGAAGGUUAUUAAGCAAGACGGAGACUGUUUCACAAUCAGAACGUUCACUACCUUCAGAAACUAUGAGUGUUCCUUCAAAAUUGGAGAAGAGUUCAAAGAGGUGACUAAAGGAAUGGACAACAGAAGCUGUCAGACUGUGGUUAACUGGGAAAAUGAAAAGCUGGUAUGUGUUCAGAGAGGAGAGAAGAAGAACCGAGGAUGGACUCACUGGAUUCAGGGAGAUGAGCUUCAUCUGGAACUUACCUGUGAGGAUCAAGUCUGCAAGCAGGUUUACAAAAGGACUUUGUGAUUGUUUGUACCUUAAUGCAAACAAGAGUGG